ACCAACGCUUUGCAGGACCAUGGCUCCGCGCGCAUUGCUUUGUCUGAGCCUCCUCUGCCUCGCCGUGCUGGCCAGUGGCGGCGCCGCCGCCGAGUCUCACACGCAGUGCACCGACAACCCGCCGGACCUCACGGCCGGGGGCGACGAGGCCGGCGCGGUCGUCGACGACCUCGCCGGCUUCAAGGCCUACGUCACCGGCGGCGCCGCCCACUCCCACAGGGCCGUCGUCCUCGCCUCCGAUUUCUACGGAUUCGAAGCGCCAUUGUUGAGGAAAAUUGCCGACAAAGUCGGUGAAGCUGGAUACUACGUUGUGGUACCCGACUUCUUCAAUGGACAACCUUACACAGAAGGCACAAACAGAACAGAAUGGUUCCUGGCUCACUCUCCGGUAAAAGCAGCUCAAGAUGCAAAACCCAUCUUCGCGGCAUUGAAGAAGGAAAAGAAGUCUUUUGUUGGAGUUGGGGGCUAUUGUUGGGGCGGGAAAUUCGCUGUGGAGGUGGCGAAAACAAACGAGGUGGAAGCAAUUGUCAUCUCCCAUCCUUCAGCAGUCACUGCCGACGAUAUGAAAGUGAUCAAGUGCCCCAUUGAGAUUCUUGGAGCUCAGAAUGACGCUGUUACACCGCCAGCAUUAGUAGAUCAGCUUGUUGAUGCCUUGCAUCAAAGCAAUCAGAUUUACUAUGCAAAGAUCUUUCCAGAAGUUGCCCAUGGCUUCGCUUGCAGAUACAAUGUCACCAACCCGUUCGCAGUCAAGACCGCCGAACAAGCCCUUGGCUUAAUGCUCGGCUGGUUCCACAAAUACCUGGAAUGAGAACGCCUCAUCAUGCAAGUCCUUGCAAUUUGUUACGUCCAAAUAAAUUUCCCGCAAAAGGAAAAUUUUACGUCCAAAUAAAUAAUUUUUUCUUGCGUUCAUGCGUGUAAACUUACAUAAUGAGAUAUGCAGAUAAUCUGGUUACAAUGUGUGUGCUUUACCUUUGUAUAAUAAUCUCUUCACAUUGGUACUA
This is a messenger RNA of Triticum dicoccoides, 1001 nucleotides long. Its product is annotated as endo-1,3;1,4-beta-D-glucanase-like. Lineage: Eukaryota; Viridiplantae; Streptophyta; Magnoliopsida; Poales; Poaceae. Gene Ontology annotation, molecular function: hydrolase activity. Bases 20 to 808 code for a protein of 262 amino acids. The transcript is spliced from 7 exons. The record is from RefSeq and is a predicted model, not a curated record.